Aspergillus eucalypticola CBS 122712 is the source of this 399-nucleotide messenger RNA. RefSeq names its product trypsin-like serine peptidase. The record is from RefSeq and is a predicted model, not a curated record. The transcript has 2 exons. Gene Ontology annotation, biological process: proteolysis. NCBI's taxonomy places the organism in Eukaryota, Fungi, Ascomycota, Eurotiomycetes, Eurotiales, Aspergillaceae. Gene Ontology annotation, molecular function: serine-type endopeptidase activity. The coding region runs from base 1 to 399 and encodes 132 amino acids.
AUGAAGAAGGUAAUGAAGCCAUCUUCGAAGAUUCCCGUGAGCUGGUGGACCGCAAGCACUUCGCCCCAGGGGGGAAGUAUCACUCUUGUUCGCGAUGACACCCUCGUGACCGCUGGUCACUGUGCCUUUGACCGGAGCCAGAACGAUGGGAAAGGGUUCGGUCGGGCGAUCGAGGUUAAAGCGUACAUUGGCUACAACGGCAAAAGGUCUAUCAAUGACCCCGACGUCCAGUUCCGGCACGGCGUCCAGAUCGUGACCACCGAAGGAUGGCUUCAAUCUGGGGUGAAUCGCCAUCAAGACGUGGCUUUUAUCCGGCUCGAUCGGCCCCUCACCUAUGUCACUACCCUUUUCAAGCCGACUGAGACCCCCUUGAUAAGCAAGGAUAUCAUUUUGGCGUAG